Linum tenue is the source of this 3906-nucleotide messenger RNA. The record is from the annotation of a GenBank genome assembly. NCBI's taxonomy places the organism in Eukaryota, Viridiplantae, Streptophyta, Magnoliopsida, Malpighiales, Linaceae.
GGCGAUUUUUGUGGAUUCUAUCGAUGUCGAACGGCGGCGGAGGAAACCGGUGCUUGUUAAUUUCUUCUCCCUCCUCACGUCUCUCUGGUAUGAUUGAGAAUGCAAUCUGAUCCGAUUUACAGCCUCAUCGGAUGCAAUUCACCGUGAGGAAGUUUCUUGACGAGAUCCAUUAGGCAGGAGAGUACUUGCCCAGCCGGCUUCUUUCUCCGUAGAAUUUCCGGGAAAGCCUCUGUCUUUACCUUAGCGAAGGCCAAAUACCGGAUGCUGGGUUACCAUCCACCAAGGUGUUAACAAAGGUCAUGCUCUUGCAACCGGAAUUCAACAGACCAACCAGUAUCUUGCUGUGUCAAAUAUGCUUCCCAAGAACAUCGCACCCACCACAUUUGCUAUCAGAAGAGCUCAGUUUUCGUGUUCCAUUGUGUCUAUCUUCCUCGCGUUUGUAAUUAUUUCCCUUCUCUCAUCUAUUUCCUUCCACUUUUACUCAACCCCAUCCCAGCCGUUUCUGAAAUCCCAAACCCAUAUUAACACUGCCCAAACUUCCCUCAAGGUCUAUGUAGCAAACCUCCCUAGAUCUCUUAACUAUGGUCUCUUGGAGAAAUACUGGGCUUCCCCUGUACCUGAUUCACGCAUUAGCUCUGAUCCAGAUCAUCCCAAGGACCAAACGAAAGCCAUGGCAUUCACUAGAGGCACCAAGUUUCCUCCAUACCAUGAAAAUCCAGUAACAAACAGUACAGUGCUGAGUACUGGAUCUUAGGGGACUUGAUGACACCAGAAGCUUCACGAACCAACUCAUUUGCCAAAAGGGUGUUUGAUGAGAGCGAGGCUGCUGUCUUCUUUGUACCGUUCUUUGCUAUGUUGAGUGCAGAAAUGGAGCUAGGAAGAGGGAAGGGCACGUUUAGGAAGAAGGAAGGCAAUGAGGAUUACCAAAGGCAGAAGGAGGUACUUGAUUUUGUUAUGAACUCAGAAGCAUGGAAACAAUCUGGGGGUAGAGAUCAUGUUUUCGUUCUUACAGGGUAUUGCAGACCCAGUAGCAAUGUGGCAUGUGAAAGCCGAGAUAGCCCCAGCUGUUCUCCUGGUUGUUGAUUUUGGUGGUUGGUACAGGCUAGACUCGAAAUCUUCUAAUGGCAGCCUGCCAGGGCGGAUUCAACAUACUCAAGUUUCUGUGCUCAAAGAUGUGAUAGUUCCUUACACACAUCUUCUUCCUCCAUUGCCCUUAUCUGAAAAUAUGAAGCGCCACACUCUUCUAUAUUUCAAAGGAGCCAAGCAUCGGCAAAGGGGAGGGGCAGUUCGAGAAAAAUUGUGGGAUUUGCUGGUUAAUGAGCCUGAGGUGAUUAUGGAAGAAGGCUUUCCUAAUGCAACUGGAAGGGAGCAAUCAAUCAAAGGGAUGAGAACAUCAGAGUUCUGUCUUCACCCAGCUGGAGACACCCCAACUUCUUGCCGGCUCUUCGACGCAAUUCAAAGCCUAUGCAUACCGGUCAUAGUCAGUGACAGCAUCGAGCUUCCGUUCGAAGGGAUGGUGGAUUACUCCGAAUUCUCCAUCUUCGUAGCAACCAGCGACGCCUUGACACCAAACUGGCUCGUGCAUCACCUGCGAAGCAUCUCCGAGAGACAGAAGGAUGGAUUUCGGCGGAAGAUGUCCAUGAUUCGCCAAUGUUUUGGUUGGACAAUGGCCAGCCCGGUGGCAUCGGGCCUGUUCAUCCAGAUGGUGCGGUGAACCACAAAUGGAGAAAGGUACACCAAAAAUUACCCAUGAUUAGGGAAGCUAUUGUUAGGGAGAAGAGGAGACCGCCCGGUGUAUCUGUUCCUUUGCGUUGUCAAUGUACUUGAUUGAAGAAGAGCCUUAACAAGCUAGAUAGAACUCCAUAUUGGACAUUUCGCUUCAACAAAUGCUGCAAAAAGCUGUAUUAGCAAAAGAAGAAAGCUUCCUGUUGCCGGCAAGAAACAGAGGAAACGCGAAAAGCAAACGUAAAAGGCGAAAGCCGAACCUCCGCCGCAGCAGCAGCUCACUGACUGCGGUUCCCUUCACCCAAAUCCACAAUCCAAGUCUCGCGCGCUGCAUUCUGUUCUGUUCUGGUAAAUGUGGAGAAAGUAUGGCUAAGUUAUGGGCUCUUCUUCUUCUCGCCGUUUUAGCUUCUUCCACUGCCGGCAGGGUGAUCUCCAGGACGACCAAAGAUGGAUCGGAAGUGUGGGGUUACGAGAAAGUCCGACCCAAAGCUCACAUGUUCUGGUGGCUGUACAAGAGCCCCUACAGGGUGGAAGAUCCUUCGAAGCCAUGGCCAACCAUUCUCUGGCUCCAAGGUGGACCUGGAGCUUCAGGAGUAGCGAUUGGGAAUUUCCAGGAAGUCGGCCCACUUGACACCAAUCUCAAACCCAGGAACUCAACCUGGCUCGCCGUCGCCGAUCUGCUCUUCGUGGAUUCGCCGGUGGGGACGGGCUACAGUUUCGUGGAAGAAGACGGGGCACUGGUGAAGACGGACGUCGAAGCGGCGGCCGAUCUGACGGUGCUGCUGCAGAACUUGUGCAACAGAGACGAGAAGUUGCAGAGAAGUCCUCUGUACAUCGUGGCGGAAUCUUACGGCGGCAAAUUCGCCGUCACGUUGGGAUUGUCUGCUCUGAAAGCCAUUGAAGCCGGGAAAUUGAAGGCCAAGCUCGGCGGAAUAGCGCUGGGAGACAGCUGGAUCUCCCCUGAAGAUUUCGUGCUCUCUUGGGGUCCCCUGUUGGGCUCUGUUUCUCGCCUCGACACCAAUGGCGUCAAAUUAGUCAACAAAUUGGCGGAGGGGAUAAAGCAGCAGAUUAGCGAGGAAAAGUUCUUGGAAGCGACGGAUGCUUGGGGUCGCCUAGAAGGAGUGGUUUCUGAUAACUCCAACAAUGUGGAUUUCUAUAAUUUCAUGCUGGAUUCCGGUAUGGAUCCGGUGUCGAUGAUGUCGACGACGACCACCACGACGGCGGCUGAGCUUUUGCUGGGGAAGACGAGGAGGAGCUACGCCAGGUACUUGAGCUCGCCGGGGGAAGAUGGGGUCGACAUUGACACAUUGAUGAAUGGUGUCAUCAAGAAGAAGCUUGGGAUUAUCCCUGAAAAGCUUCAAUGGGGAGGGCAGUCGGGAUCUGUGUUCAAUAGCAUGGCGGGUGAUUUUAUGAACCCAAGGAUUAACGAGGUGGAUGAACUCUUGGCCAAAGGUGUCAACGUGACUAUAUACAAUGGGCAGGUAAGACAGUUUAUUUUUUUUUUUUUUUGGAAAUUUUAAUAAAUUUUUCUCCCUUAGAAUAUGUAUUUUUUUAUACAAUUAGUUGGACCACAUGGAAUGGAAGUAAUAACUUAAAACUAUUACCAUUUUAUUAUGUAGCAAAUUUGCUGAUCCAUUAACCCUUAGUUUUGUUAGUAACUCUUGGGUUUUAUGUGGUUGUAGCUGGACGUAAUCUGUGCAACAAAAGGGACAGAAGCUUGGGUGCAAAAGCUCAAGUGGAAAGAGCUUUCGAACUUCACAGCCACAAGGAGAAGUGCUCUGUACUGUGGCGAAGGUGGGACGAAGGGAUUCCUCAAAUCCUACAAGAACCUUCACUUCUAUUGGAUCCUUGGAGCCGGCCAUUUCAUUCCAGUGGACCAACCUUGCGUUGCGCUGAACAUGGCUCGUGAGAUCACGCAGUCGCCGGCGUCUACCGUGGUUGGAGUCCCGAUCCGCAGACUGUAAGAAGGGAAGUGAUGGGAUCGUCGGAAAAGGGCGGGAUCAUGGGGAGAAAAAAACACAUGUAAAUAAGGAUACAAGGAAAUUAUUGAAAUCCGGCUACUGUCGUCGCGUUGUCCUUUCAAUUCUUCGGCAGAAUAGCCAUUCAUGAUCAUAUCUGUAUUCUAUUCAUUAAUCGAAUAAAUAUCGUUCUCUUAUUAUUACAUCAAACAGUGAGGUGGAC